GAGCCCAUACAGUGUUCCGACAGGGAAAACAGUGGAAUAGGACUUAGUUACAGAACUUUGGGCGGUGCCAGCGCAGGCAGGAUGAGCAUGGUUUAUUUCAAGGCUAGUGGAGAAGUGGAAUCUUACUUCAUUUGACUGGGCCUUUCAACUGUUUCGUCGGCUUUCGGAGGUGCAAUAAAACAUAGAAUAUGAGACUUUCCCUUGCUUCUUUAAUAGAACUCAAUCAUAAACUGGAAUAGAACUCAGAGGCUAGACAGAAUAUUAAACUACUAAUACUAAAAGGUUCAAAGGUCAAUUAUACUGCUUGUAAAAUGUAGCUAUGACAAUCGUAUAAUAAAAUAUUUUUGGACUAUAUAUUUAUGACCUUGCUCGGAAAGAGUUUAAUUGUAUCCCACAGACAAUUGAAUAUAUGCAAGGCUUUUAUACUACUUAUUAUAAAUGCAUGGUCGUUUCACAUUUGACAAGGCAGUGUUCAAAGUUUACUUCAGUCCGCUCUAAACCAUUUCUUAAAUAGAGCAGAAGAAUACACUUGGAGGUCAUACUGGAAUAGAUUUUACAGCUUGUUACGACUGUAAACUUCUCGAGAUUUGAGAUGAGCCAGAAUUAGAAAUUAAACGUUGCCAUAUUUUGAAAGUAGUCGGUGUACUUAGGACCCGACCGGACAGACAAAAGGAAUGUUCAUUCACCCGGAAUGCAUAUAGAUCAAUGGCUUUACCUCUGGCUCAAAGGACACUAUUUUUUGAAAGCUACAACAACACUUUUCCUCAAUUUUCCUAGGCAAAGUAAAUGAUCAGUUCAAAUGACUUUGACUCGCUUUAAAGAAAAUUAUUUUCUGAAUUGAGACAUAACAGGAAAUACAUUUUUUAAAUACAUUUGUCAGGUUGUAACUUUCACAAUGAACGCGCACCCAAUCGGCUGAUGGCAUGCAAGCUGAUAUCGUUGACUGAUAAGCAAAGCUGGUGCUUCAGCUAGUCAAAAAGAGUGCAUGCGCGCUUGUUAUAGUAGUAAUCUACUGGCCACCGGCUCUAUCAGUUCUUUAAUAGUAGAAUUCGCCUGGCGCUCAGCUCCUCCUCCCCACACUAGCUCACUACUGAAAAUCAAGCUAAGAUGGGCUGCUUCUUCAAUUUUUUAUCUGUUCUCCAAAGGAUAUAUUUACGUGCAAGGAUGACAUGUCGACGCCUCUUCUAUAAUACUCGUGGAUCCAAUGAGGCGAAACUUCUAGGUGAACUAAAAUGUAGGUAAAAUUCAGUAAUACUUCAAAUGGUGAUAUAAGCCAUGCUUGUGGCGUCAGGGAUAAAUAAAAAUUCGAAAUGAACGCGACGAAAACGUGCAACUAAAACGGUUGGCAAAAUGUGAGAAACUUCGUUCUCAGCUGAUCUUUAGCCUACAGUAGUGCCUAGAAACGACUGCGAAGGCUUUCAUUUGCUGUCACUUGAGGCCGGUCAGUUCGUCUAGAAACUUUACUUCUAAGUAAGGGGCAUGAAACAGGCUAUUCAGGUAUAUAUAGGCUUCAAAAACGCAACCAAGUUAAAUUAACCCUCCCUAUCGAGGCAACUUACUAUAUGUGUAAUGGUACCACACCAUCACACGCACUUCACUGAUUGAUCCGAGUUCCCAGUGGAAGUGACUAGAUUUCAGCGCUCGAAGACGGAGCUCCAAAAAGAAUAACGAACUGUUAACUAACAGCCCCCAUUAACAUGGCUGAAUUAAAGUAAGAACAUCUAGACUUACACGCACGAAAAGCACAAUGGUAAGGCUGUUUAUCUACUCAUAAAAUUACAUUAAAUAAAUUGGGGCGAAAAAGUAUAAAACUGAGCAAAAACAAAUCUACGAUGCUGCAAAAAUCUACAAUGCUACUAAAAAACCAAGUGUUUUCAAAGUCCUUAGGGCUCAAAAUACAUUUUCAUUCAUGUAUCUCUGUUUUCUUAAAGUGUAAAAUUAAGCAUAAGAAGACCGAAGUUAUAGUUCUCUUGAUGUGUUAAUAUUUAUGUUGUGCUAAGCACUGAACUUUUCUUUCUCUUUCCACUUUAAACCCUUGUAACUAAUCAACUAAAAAGACUCAGUAGACUUGUUUUUUUUUUAUGGCCAUUAAUACACAGCAUGCAAACUUCUUUAGGAGUAGUACACUUGAUUCAUUCAAACCGCAGUUAAAAUUAUCUCAGGCUUUUGUUGUGCAGAUGCUCAAAUUGAGUCUUUCCAAAACGAAAUUUUGAUCAAGCAUCUAGAUUCCAGCUGUUAACCAAAAGUCUGCCUUUUGAAUUAUUUUUGUACAGACCCUGUUCAGUGUUCUGAGGCCGGGGAUCAAGAGUGGAACGAAGAAAUGGAACGGCUCACUCUUAGCGUAGGCAGGACAGUGAUUAGCAUUUAUUUCAAGGCGGCUGAGUGUCAGGGUGGCGAUGAAGUGGAAUUAUACAUCAUGUAA
Molecule: messenger RNA, 2422 nt
Organism: Porites lobata
Lineage: Eukaryota; Metazoa; Cnidaria; Anthozoa; Scleractinia; Poritidae
Source: the annotation of a GenBank genome assembly